This is a messenger RNA of Falco peregrinus (peregrine falcon), 3273 nucleotides long. RefSeq names its product golgi membrane protein 1 (gene GOLM1). The record is from RefSeq and is a predicted model, not a curated record. NCBI's taxonomy places the organism in Eukaryota, Metazoa, Chordata, Aves, Falconiformes, Falconidae. Gene Ontology annotation, cellular component: Golgi apparatus. The transcript has 11 exons. Bases 613 to 1797 code for a protein of 394 amino acids.
GCCGGGGGCGGGGCUGGCCGCGAGCGCCCGGUGUCGGGGCGCGCUCGCUGCCCCUGCGGCUGCCAGGCUUCGCCCGCGCCCGCCCUUCCUGCGCUGCCCGCCCUGCCGGCCGCGCCCCUUGCCGCUGCCACCGCUCUGCCUCGCGGCGGGCGCCGGGGGGCUGCGGGAGGCGCGGCACGGGCCGCCGCCUGCGGUCGCCUUCCUGUUCGGCGGGCGCGGCGCCGGCGGCACGGCGAGGUGAGGUCUUCUGCACAGACGUUUCUGCGUGUUGAGCCCACGACAACUCUGAAUAUUCACAGCAGAGGUAGAAAUAAUGAUGGUUAGAAAUCAGAAAGGGUCAUAACAAGGCGGGGUGUGAGAUGAUCUGCAGGCUCCCCUUCCCGGGAAGGACUGGACCAGAUGGUCUUUCGAGGUCCCUUUCAGCCAAGUCUGUGGCCUGAAACUGUUCACCUUUCCUACUUCUGAGCCAGCCCUGCUUCAGCAAGUUCCCUGCUUUCCCUCCCCGUGGCCAGACAGAGCUGUGGAGGUCUUCUUGACUUCUGCUGGGGUGGCUGAUGCCUUUUUGUUUCCACACUGUUGUGGAUUUUUGGGUUUGUUUUUUUUCUUCUUGAAAUGGUAGGGCUAGGAAACAGCUGUAGAGGGAUGAAGUCUCCACCCCUCCUCCUGGCUGCGCUUGUGGCAUGCAUCAUUGUUUUGGGUUUCAAUUACUGGAUUGCAAGUUCUCGCAGCGUGGAUCUGCAGGGUCGGAUCAUGGAUCUGGAAGGCAAAGUCCGCAGGGCGGCAGCAGAGAGAGGCGCUGUGGAGCUCAAAAAGAAUGAAUUCCAAGGGGAGCUAGAGAAGCAGCGACAGCAGAUAGACAAAAUCCAGUCCUUGCACAGCUUUCAGAUGGAAAAUGCGAACAGAGUACAUCAGGAAGAAAAGGCAGUGCUCAUGAGUAACAUCACAGUAAAUGACCGACUGAUCCAGAGUCUACGAGAACACUUGAAAGAAUUGCAGACGGAAUAUGGAAAGCUACAGCUGGAUGUUUACUGGUUUCAGAAGAACCAGACUAACCUUCAGAGGAAGUUCUCAUAUGACCUGUCACAGUGCAUCAACCAGAUGAAAGAAUUAAAAGAACAAUGUGAAGAAAGGAUAGAUGAGAUAACAAAAAAGGGCAGUGAUGUACCACAAAUCAGAGAAAACAAAGACUUCUCAGAAGAUUCAAAAAAAAAUAGCCAGGUCAAUAUUGAACUGCCAGCCUUGAAGCAGACAGAGUUCAAGGCAUCUGACUUCGAACAGCAGAAACCCAAUGGAGAUGUACCUAAAGCAGCACCUACUGUAAAAAAGCCAGACCCACCGCAGGAUAAAGAAAGAAUAAAUGGCCUAGCUGAAAUCAGAAAACAGGAGCCUAAGGCAGAAGAGAAGCUUUCUAGUCAACUGAAAAACCCACAGGAUUCACUCAAGGCUGCUGCAGGUCACAAGGAGAUGCAGUCUGAGACAGAGAAGGAGCUGAAUCAGUCUAAAGAUGAAAAGCAUGUAGCGGGGCAAGAUGCGUUACAGCCAGCAGAAAAACAGGCUGCCAGUGAGGAAAUUGAGAGGGAGCAGCUCCUAAAUUAUGAUGCUAAGCAGGAUGAUUCGCCCCCCGGAAAGGCUGAGAAACAACAACAUGAAGCACUGAACCUGGACAAGGAUGUUGAUUACAAUUUAGAUGAAAAUGAAGCUGAAUCAGAAACAGACAAGCAAGCAGCACUUGCAGGGAUUGAAAAUGUUAAAAAUCCUGAAGAUCUGAACCACUUAUCUGAGCAUGCUGAAGAAUGAGAGGUUGUGAAUGAAUGAGGUUCAUAAUGCAGCUUAGUCACCUCUUCAUAUAAAUGCAGCAAUGAAAACAAAAUUAUCUGAAAAUGUUUUGAUUAUCUUCUCAAGGCUUCAAUAAGAGGCCAAAUGAAGUAGUAUUUUCUUGUGAAGUUUUAGUACUGUUUCAGUGGUGAAAAAAAAUCCCUUAAAUCUGUGGAGGAUUGUUUUAAAGCAGCUUGACCUCUGCAAUGACUCUUUCCUUCCUACCAAUUAUAAAGCUGAAACCAGCUAGCAGUAAGUGCAGUAACUUUGAAAUCAGCCAGCUUGCACAGUCAUAUUACAGUAACAAUGUGUGGAUUGGAGGUACAUGAAAGAGUUCUCUACCAAGGAUGGAUCUCUCCCCUGAGAAAUGCAGUAAAGAAAUCCCCAGCCUAGUUUUAAGAGCAGCUUAACGGGACCUAACUUACCUUGACGAAACAUGGGAAGGAUGAAAAAUGGCCCAUGCUGCAUCUACCCUCGUGUCUAUUCUGGCACCUUUUUACUGCAAUGUAGACAGAAUCAGAAAGCCGGAUUGUUGUCCUUAGAUAGGACAGAAUCAUAGAAUUAUUUAGGUUGGGAAAGAACUUUAAGAUCCUUGAGGCCAACCAUUAACCUAGCACUGCCAGGUCCUCAGAAUGAUACAUUUUUCUGGGCAUCUUAAAUGAAACUGCUGGCUUACACCAUCUGUAACCAGGCUGAAACACUAUCCUAGUUGUGUUCUGAGCUUUUAGAUUAUAAUAUUCUGACAAUAGUGUCUUCUUAAAGAGAUUAGCCAGGAAGAUUUUUCUCUAAGCUUCGUUGGACUCCUGUUCACAAGGUCACUACUAUGGUACGGUUCAGUUAGUUACACUUUGAACUUGUGCAAGUACAAAUUAAAAUUCCUGAACUUUAAAUGACAAAAGCUAUCUGAAGUGUUGUUAGAACUACCCUUUACUCCACUCAGCUGCUAUCUUCUGCUAAAAAGUAGCAAGGCACAUGCUUGCCUUGUAGAACAGCAAUCAUCUCAGCCAUUCAAAGUGACUCAUCUCUGCAGGAUUUCUGAAGAAGGUCAACCAGACUAUGCAUUUACCAGACACCUCAGUGUCUCCCACAGGGAAAGCUGUACUUGUUGUGAAGGAAGUCCUGCAUUAUGCACAAAGUAUCACGUUGUUAAUGUUCUGUAGUCUUUGUCCUUUCUGUAACUUGUUGAAUAUAAACUGGAAAUUAUUCUACAAUAAUGUCGAAAUACCCUCUGCUACCACUAAAGCACCCUUAACUGCAGUACAACCUGCAUUGCGUGUAGCCAGCUGUUUUGAAGAUUGUAUUUGUGUCUAUUCUCAAGACCGAUACCUGUAUUGGUUUGGAGCAAUCUUUGAGUAUGAACCAACCUGUCAAGAGAGCAUGCGAGCAGACAGACAUGACUGACUUCCCAACCACAAAUUCCAUUUAAGAAAAUACAAAUUUGUCUUGGCUUUCUGUUAA